GUCUGCGGUGCGCAGUGACCCUUCUCGUCCAGCAGGGGGCGAUUCCGGGCGUUUCUCUGCGGCUUUGUCUCUGCGUGGUGAUGCCCUUGUUCUCGAGCCCUGGGCGGUCCUCGCGCGGAUGCUGUGAGCUUUAGGAUGCGCACGGGGACCGCUGACUUCAUUUUCGGUGUAAACACUGAUCGACAAACGAGGACACCGUCGGUGCGGAGCCAAACCGGUGCCAAGGAGCUGACUUUGCAGGCAGAUCACAGACGACAUCUGUGUUUGUGUGCACAAACAGCGUCAAGCCUCCGUCGCUAUAUAAGGCAGUUGUUGCGUGUUCUUGUCUGUCUUUAUUUAUGAUAUACUUCUUUGUGUCUUAUUCUCCAUGGUGCUGCAUAUGUUUUUGUUAACCUCUUCGCCUGGUAAUACCGGAUACGAUCUGACUCAAUAGGCCUCCGAGGAAUCAGCAGGGCCCCGUCAGCCGAGUGUUUUCUCAGGGCUGGUGCCAGGACUAUGAGAAGCGUCUGUUAGAUGUUCCUGUCUCCCGUCGUUUGCCUUAGCAAGAUCUGUCAGUACUUCUCAAUGUUCAGUUCAGACAGGCUUACGGUUCCUGAAUAUGUCAGUCGGAUUCAGAACCGGAGAGCAGGCUCUGAUCCCAGAGCAGUUUCUCCAGGUGUUAAUGCCGGCGUUCAAGCCGUUUUGGACGGAUCGCUUCCUGCACUGCGGUCCGCAAUGAGUACCCUCAGGUCUGCCAGGGACACCGGAGACUUGGACGAGACUCGCCGGGCCAUCGCGGAGACUUUCCAGCUUGUGGAGGAAGCCUGGGUUUUGCCUGCAGUCGGCCGCCAAGUAGCAGAGGAGAUCUGUAACAGGAUACGUCUGGAUGGGGGUCUGGAGCUGCUGCUGCCGCUGCUGCAGACACCUGCUGUGGAAAUCACGUACGAGUCGGCCAAGCUGCUCGAGCAGAUCCUCAUCUCGGAAAACAGGGACUACGUGGCACGCAUGGGCCUUGGUGUGAUUCUGAACCUGACCCGCGAGCAGUACGACGCUCAGCUGGCGCGCAGUGUCUCGGGGAUCCUGGAGCACAUGUUCAAGCACACGGAGGAGACGUCGGCGCAGCUCAUCUGCAACGGCGCCCUGGACGCGCUGCUGUUCUGGUGCCGCGGGACGGACCCCACCGUCCUGCGGCACUGCGCCGUGGCCCUGGCGAACUGCGCCAUGCACGGUGGGCACCGCUGCCAGCGGCUCAUGAUCGAGAAGCGGGCGGCCGAGUGGCUCUUCCCGCUCGCCUUCUCCAAGGAGGACGAGCUGAUCCGCUUCUACGCCUGCCUGGCCGUGGCCGUGCUGGCUGCCAACCGGGAGCUGGAGGACGAGGUGGUGUGCUCGGGCACGCUGGAGCUGGUGGAGCCCUUCAUCGCCUCGCUGGACCCUGAUGAGUUUGCUCGCAGCCUGCAGGAUAGCGCCGACAGCGUGCAGGGCCGCACCGCCGCUGACCUGCAGCACCUGCUCCCCCUGCUGGACGGCAUGCGCCUCGAGGGCAAGUGCAUCGCAGCCUUCUACCUGUGCGUGGAGACCAGUAUCAAGUACCGGCAGCGCAAUACCAAGAUAUUUCAGGAGAUCGGGGCAGUGCAGAGUCUGAAGAGAAUUGUCAUGUACUCCAGCAAUGCCACCACCCUUUCUCUAGCCAAAAGGGCCCUGGGGAUGAUGGGCGAGGACGUCCCCAGCCGCAUUCUGUCCUCCGUCCCCAACUGGAAGACCGGGGAGGUCCAGCGCUGGCUGCAGCAGAUUGGCUUCAGUGCUUUUAGCAACCGCUUUCAGGACCACCUGGUGGAUGGAGACCUACUACUCAAUAUCACAGAGGAGGACCUGGCAAAUGACCUGGGCAUGACGUCUGGCCUCACCCGCAAAAGGUUUCUGCGAGACCUGCGGGUUCUGAAGACCUAUGCCAACUACUCUAUGUGUGACCCCAACAACCUGGCAGACUGGCUAGCCGAUGUGGACCCUCGUUUCCGCCAGUACACGUACAGCAUGGUGCAGUCCGGCAUGGACCGAAACAACAUCCUCCAGAUAACAGACCAGCAGCUGCAGUGCGACUGCCGCGUGGAGAACGGCAUUCACCGUGCCCAGAUCCUGGCGGCGGCCCGGCGGCCGGCCCGGCCCUGCCUCACCGACUCUCAGCCUGUGGGCCCUGAUGUGUUCAUCAGCUACCGACGCAGUACCGGGUCUCAGCUGGCCAGCCUGCUGAAGGUGCACCUUCAGGUUCGAGGGUUCAGCGUGUUCAUCGACGUGGAGAAGCUGGAGGCGGGAAAGUUUGAGGAGAAGCUGAUCUCCAGCGUGCAGCGCGCGCGGAACUUCAUCCUGGUACUGUCCGCCAGCGCGCUGGACAAGUGCAUGGACGACACAGCCAUGAAGGAUUGGGUGCACAAGGAGAUUGUCACCGCUCUCAACGGGAAGAAGAACAUCGUCCCUGUCAUCGAUAACUUCCUCUGGCCUGAACCCACCUCCCUGCCCGAGGACAUGCGUGCCAUUCUUACAUUUAACGGCGUCAAGUGGUCCCACGAGUACCAGGAAGCCAGCAUAGACAAGCUUCUCAGCUUCCUUGAAUUAAAUGGCCAGCGCGAACAGCCCGAUGGUGCCAAGCCUCCCCAUGGCCUGCAGCCCAGCGUUCCGUCUGCGAACUAACCAUCGCGCACUCACAGAGCCCCUCAGCUACUGCAGGUCUGUUAUGUAUGUGUGAACAUGCAGGUAUGGAGAGUAUGGACCUCUUGGGACCUGGUACUAACAGUGAGAUACAGGCCGUGAUCCUGCUAAUGUUUUGGUCAUUCAUAUGUAUCCACUAUGUCACUUCACCGUGAUGCAUGAACAUCACUUCCUGUCCCUCAGGAACAUAAAUGUAACCCAGGAAGUGAUAACAUAUAUGUGAGUCCCUUGCAUUUAAUAUUUCCUUUUCCUGUUAUAUCAUGUGAUAUUAUUUAAUGUUCAGUCUAAAGUGUGCAUGUCUGUUCAUGAUGCCUUCUUCAUGUUGGUGAUAGUAGCAUAUGAGUUUGUGGUUUGGUUAUUGACUUCUUUAGCCAAACAGCUCUGUGUUGUGAAUAUGCUGUCAAAGGGCAUUACUGCUAAAUGGCCAAUUUCUAGGUAUUGUGGAAACUGACAUGCGUAGAAGACUUUUGGAUUAUUAGUGCAAUAAUGCUAUAAUCUCAAAUUGGGAAAUAACUUUAGCAGUGUCACCUACUUUUAGCCUUUUACAGGCAGGAACACAAGAAGUUUAAACGCUACCAAAUGCAUGAAGUUCCAUAUACACUUUUAUGAUUUUACACUGUGGCUCCUCUGUAGAAGAUAAAGAGAACAGAAGGUUGAGGUAAUUCCACAGAAACUCCUCCACAGGAAGUUACACACGACGUGUCUUUACUUCACUUUACUUCACUGAUGUUUACCUGCAUCAGGUAUAUCUGAAACUUCAAGAAACUCACUUUUCAGACAUGCAGUAUUGGUAAACACUAGCUCACACACACCCUUUCGUGAGAGCUCUCAUCUACCAAAAGGGUAAUUCAUCACCUUUGAGCAAAGUACAUAUGUAAUCUUAACAACAGAACACUCCCAGCAUCAACGUCCUCCGCACCCUGGACGCUGUGCGUAGCUUUUCCCUCUGCUCAGUCUACUCAUGUUGCCUUAAUGUGUAAAAUGCAUUUUUGAAGUUUGUUUGGCGCAGCCUGACAAAACGGUGCAGGCCAAGAGCCCAUGUAACAAAUACUGUACAAUAUCAUUAAUUUUUCUGUUUGGAAAUGAAUGGCAAUAAACAUUCUUUUUGCAAAUAUCCCUUUAUUUAAUUAAGUUUAGCAGUACAGUUCAUGCCAGGGUGAGCUGAGAAAAUUUAAGGCACACAGUGAACUCGCUGCAUAGCUGACAGGUGCACUUUCACUUCUUGUACACAUAGGUCAAAAAAUGCUAAAAUAAUCACAGCAGCCCUGUAGACGGAGUUCCCCGGAGCUUUAGACGAGGGAUACACUCCCUGUUAGUGCCGUUCACAACCCUUAAAUUCCUGAAGUAUUUCUGUGACAUACAAUUAAAAGUGUUACGUGGAUACACAUCUUCCAUUUUUGAGGAGACCUGUGUCCACCGUACGCACAGGGAGACGACCCUCAGACAGAACAGUAACUAAUCAUUCCAUUCUGAUCACUACAGAAACACGAGGCCUGGCUUUUUUUAGACUGAUUGUAAAAGACUGAUAUUCCAUUUCACUAUUAACUUAAUUGUUAACACUGUUGCUGUAUCUCGGGAUGGGAGAGUAUAAACGUAUCCCAUAAAUAUUCCCAAAUUAUCCUGGUUUGCAGUAUCCCAGAACUGGAAUUUUAGGUAUUUCUCUUCCUUUCAGUUCAUUCUAUAGAUUGGUUUUAGAUUCUCAGUCAUCUUCCCUCAGUAUGUAAAACUAAACAAA
Messenger RNA from Electrophorus electricus (electric eel), 4417 nucleotides. The record is from RefSeq and is a predicted model, not a curated record. Lineage: Eukaryota; Metazoa; Chordata; Actinopteri; Gymnotiformes; Gymnotidae.